This is a messenger RNA of Mangifera indica (mango), 1801 nucleotides long. RefSeq names its product glycosyltransferase BC10-like. Gene Ontology annotation, cellular component: membrane. Bases 133 to 1368 code for a protein of 411 amino acids. The transcript has 11 exons. Gene Ontology annotation, molecular function: glycosyltransferase activity. Lineage: Eukaryota; Viridiplantae; Streptophyta; Magnoliopsida; Sapindales; Anacardiaceae. The record is from RefSeq and is a predicted model, not a curated record.
ACGUGUGGCCCAUACGACAGAAAACGACACCGUUUAAUUCACCCUCAAUCUCUGGCCUUCAAAACACGCACCCGCACGACACUACAGUGGAAAAAGUUUGUUACUUUCCCACGAUUUUAAAUUCCGAAACUGAUGCUUUCUGUGUCUCUCUCCAAAGAAACCCAAACCCUUCAAUGCGGAGCGAAAACCACGGCAAAACCAACGACGACUUCUAUCAUGACGAAAAAACCCGUGUCGGUGCAGGUCCACCACGUCAUCUGGGUGAGCUGGAAGCUGGUGAUCUUACUCUGCGUCCUGGUUUCUUUCGUUGCUUUGUUUCGGCUCCACAUUCAAUACGAAGUCCCCUCGUCCAGUGCAGCGCCGUUUCGUCGCGUUGUGAGAUCUCGAGGUCCGAACGAUGGCUUCAAGGGGCCGGAUAAGAUCGCUUUUUUGUUCCUUGUUCGCCGUGACCUGCCUCUUGACUUUCUUUGGGAGAGUUUCUUUGAGAACGCUGCGGUGGCGAAUUUUUCGAUUUAUAUACACACUGCGCCGGGGUUUGUGUUCGAUGAGUCUACUACGAGGUCAAAGUUCUUUUAUGGUCGCCAAUUGAGUAAUAGUAUUCAGGUGGGAUGGGGAGAAUCAAGUAUGAUUGCAGCAGAGAGAUUGUUACUUGAAGCUGCCUUAGAGGAUCCUGCAAAUCAAAGAUUUGUGCUUGUCUCUGACAGUUGUGUACCCUUGUACAACUUUAGCUAUGUAUACAACUAUCUAAUGGCUUCUCCAAGGAGUUUCGUGGACAGCUUUCUUGAUGGGAAGGAAGGCCGCUACCACCCAAAAAUGUCACCUGUCAUACCGAAAGAGCAAUGGCGAAAAGGAUCCCAGUGGAUCUCUUUAAUACGAAGCCAUGCAGAAGUUAUUGUAGAUGAUGAGAUCAUUUUCCCAGUCUUUAAGAAACUUUGCAAGCGACGCCCGCCUGUAGAUGCUAGCAAGGGAAAGCUUAAUCUGAAACUUCAAAAGCAGCACAAUUGCAUUCCAGAUGAACACUAUGUGCAGACACUGCUUGCGAUGUGUGGGCUUGAAGGUGAACUUGAACGUAGAACAUUGACCUAUACCCAGUGGAAUCAGUCUGCUGCAAAGAUGGAGAAUAAAGGUUGGCAUCCUACUACAUUCACCUAUGCUAAUGCUGGGCCUCAAAAGAUCAAGGAAAUAAAGCAUAUCAACCAUGUAUACUAUGAGACUGAAUUCCGGACAGAGUGGUGUCGGACUAACAACAAAUCAGUUCCCUGCUUUUUGUUUGCAAGGAAGUUUUCUCGUGGAGCUGCCAUGCGCCUUCUGAGCGAGGGUGUAGUUGGCCCCUUUGAUACAUCUGCAUUAUUAAAUGCAUCCUGGUGAUCUUUGAUAGGUAAUCAACUGACCCACUCCAAAACAUAAUCUGGGUAGCCAGCUGGUAGCCCACUGUAGUUCUACAGAUUCACCACACAAUCAUAUAGGCUGAGAAGAUUUUGAUACCAAGACAAUCAAAACAGAAGAAGCAACUAAUUUUUAGAGCAUAUAAACUGGAUGAACACUGAAUAUUGGAGCGAAUCUGAAAGCCAUUAUUUCUAGCCUGCCUGGAGGUUUUACAAAGAAUUAAUGUAAUUGUGCCUGCUCUGAUCCAACAACUCCUUCAACAGGUUAGAAGGAAACAGCAAAUCUGUCACUUAUUAUUAUUAUUUUUUUCUGUAGGUUCAUUGUUGUAGCACAAAACUUACAUACAGUUACAGUAGUAUUAAGGGGUUCAACUCAGUAAAUAAUUGAAAUAAUAUACAAAAUAUUUCUUUUGCAA